GAGCAUUCAUCUUACAUCCCACUCAGAGUCUCAGCAUCCUCAGCCAGCUGACAUCAGCCUGCGUUUCCUUGGCCAUAGCACAGCCACAGCCCCGUCUCACAGGUUCGUCCCGUCGAACCACAAAGACAAUCGACUCUGUCGAAGGUUCUCCCGGAUACCCCGCCAGCCAGUUCUUGUCCUACAGGCCUCUCUCUCACUCAGACUGUUCUUCCUUCUUCCUCCUCACUGCGCCCAUCUCCACGAACAAGGCUGUUUCCUGCCUUUCCAGCUCUUCCGAAUACCAAACACCCGUCCUACAGCAUCCUCUGAACACGGUGCGGGGGGAACCCGGAAGCGGAUAUGAGUUUCAAAGGGUUCCAGAAGACCCUCGCUCGCGCUCCCCAGAGCUUCAGAGCCAAGUUCAAUAUUGGCGAGAACACUAAAGAUCCAGUCUACCAGGAUGCGGAACGGCGUUUUCAGGAACUUGAAAAGGAAACGAAGGCCCUUCACGCAGAGUCGAAAAAGUACUUCGAUGCUGUCAAUGGCAUGUUGAACCACCAGAUCGAGUUCUCAAAGGCCAUUGCCGAAUUAUACAAACCCAUAUCCGGCCGUGCUUCCGACCCUAGUAGCUACACCAUCGAGGGUAACCCAGAAGGUAUCAAGGCUUGCGAGGAAUACGAGGCGAUCGUUCGGGAUCUCCAAGAAACUCUCGCACCCGAACUGGAGACCAUCGAAAGCCGUAUCAUCAGUCCUGCGGACCAGCUGCUCGAGAUCAUCAAGGGCAUUCGCAAAAUUGCGGUGAAGCGAGACCACAAGAGACUGGACUACGAUCGACACCGGAACUCCCUGAAGAAACUGCAGGACAAGAAGGACAAGUCCAUAAAGGAUGAAAAGGCGCUCUAUAAAGCGGAGAACGAGGUGGAGAAAUCGACGCAGGAAUACAAUUACUUCAACGACCUGCUCAAGGACGAGCUCCCCAAGCUCUUCGCUCUCGAGGCGGAAUUCAUCAAGCCUCUCUUCCAGUCGUUCUAUUACAUGCAGCUCAAUGUUUUCUACACUCUGCAUGAGAAAAUGCAGGGACUGAAUAUUUCCUACUUUGACAUGACCACGGAUGUUGAGGAUGGUUUCGAGAAGAAGCGGGGCGAUGUCCAAGAACGAGCAGAGGAGCUUGUCAUCGUCCACUUUAAGACGAAGGGGCUCCGAUCUAAUGCGAGACCGACGAGUCACAUCGGCAGAACCAGCCACGACACGAAGAGCUCGUAUAGUUCUCAGCAUAACGCAGCCGAUAUUGUCGACAGUCCUCCGCCUCCGUACUCUUCCACGUCGGACGACGGUGCUCACUAUGCAGCUCACGGCAAGGCACAUCCGCCUCCACCUCCUAAGCCCAAGCCGGAGAGAUUGAGUCGUCCGGGGGUCGAAACCGUUACCGCUCUCUACGACUAUGAAGCCCAGGCGCAUGGUGAUCUCAGUUUCUCUGCGGGCGAUGUAAUUGAGAUCGUACAUCGAACUGAUAACCAAAAUGAAUGGUGGACUGGUAAAGUUGAUGGAAGGGAAGGGCAAUUUCCAGCAAACUACGUUGAACUGAACAAAUAGAUUGUUCAAUGUUCAUCUUUCUUCACCCAUCUCAUAUUAAUACUCGAGGUCUUCUGUCCUACAGGUGUUCAAGGGACGCUGUGCUGCGCAUUGAUGCUCCCUUGGUCGUUCUCGACCCUUAUCCAUUGUCUGCUCAUUUCUCACAAGCAGGGGGGGGCUACUCUAUCUCACAGGUCCAUGGUCUAUUUGCUUACCCCGUACAUAGCUUCGGUUGUCAUUCUUUAUCCCAAUCACCUGGUUGAAUAAAAGAUGAUAACUCAAACUUCCCCCGGAGCCCUAUUGCCCCGGCAGACUAUGCUCCCUUGCGCCCCGUUGAUUAGAAUCUUCUCAAGUUCAUCCUGAACAUAUGUGUUAAUGCUCAUAUUUCAAUUCAAAAGACAUACCAUGCUUCUAUACGAC
Molecule: messenger RNA, 1971 nt
Organism: Monascus purpureus
Lineage: Eukaryota; Fungi; Ascomycota; Eurotiomycetes; Eurotiales; Aspergillaceae
Source: the annotation of a GenBank genome assembly